AUGGCAACACAAAGAGUUCUACAAGCCUAUGAUGUACUCGAGCUCAUCUUCGCUUCGUUUCGGGUCUCGACAGAUGUCGAUAAACGGUCAUUUGGGAUCAACGAUGCCCGCAAGGGUGACCUGGCUCGUGCCGCACGAGUUUGUAGAGCAUUUUUUCUGCCAGCAGUGAAGCUACUCUGGGAAAAGAUGAAUGAUAUCCUUCCUCUCUUUGAGCUCUUUGAAGGAUUGCAUCUGAUCGAGAGAGAUGUCUCCGAGGAAGGCCCCUCUCAUGGCAAAGAGCUAGCCUAUGUGUUCAGAUUCGCGUACAAGUCUCCACAUGGAUAUGCGAUGAGCACACACAAAGCAAGGGAGUUCCACGUGCAGUUGCUAUUUGACGAACUCUCUGUCAAGGCACAUUCUUUGAAGCACCUCACCAUAGUUGGAAUCGACCAGCUUUCCUCUGUGCUCCCAUUCUCUGUUUGUAACAGGUUAUGCAAGGUCCAUCUCGGUAUUCGAUCAAAACUCGAUCCAGCCAUGUUAUCAAUGCUCGCUUCAUUCCAAUUCCUCACAGACCUUUCUUUGUUCUAUUCGGACAUUGGUCACUCGACAUCUCUUGUACACAUGGCUGCAUUGAAGUGCCUGCACCUGUAUAGCCAUGUCCAUUUCCUCACCCGUUUCUUCAAAUCUGUGCGACUUCCAAAAAUCCAGUCGUUAAAAAUCAGUCUAGCUCGAGUUCAGGAUCCUGACAGCUCCCAUCCUUUAUCAGCGUCGAUCGCAGAUUGCUGCGCGGAAACGUUAUCGCUCCUGCAAAUCCACAUUUGCGCAGAACAGUGGUCAUCUCCGCUGUCAGGUCAGGAUCUGCAGAAAUUAGCAGAGGCAUGGCCUAAGCUUACGGCGAUAGACAUCGUAUAUGAUUCUGGUGGGCCUCGAGAACCCCACCUCGACUCUCUGCUGCACUUCGCGACACUCUGCCCAGAGCUGAGAUCGAUUCAUAUCGCCCCGCUCUCAACAGUUCCACUUCCAGACCUCGGUCCACUUCCCAUUCUAUCUCACGGCCUCCAAUCAAUCUCGUUCGACCAUCCAUCAAGGUCCCCGAUUACAGAUCCUCGUGGGGUGGCGUUGUUUCUGGAUCGUCUCUUCCCGAACAUAGACAUGGCUGAAUGUGAGCGGCUGCUUAGGAAAGCGGCUGCUAAGGGCGGGCAAAAAGCGUCUACUGAGGACUGGCAGGAGGUUUUGACAUAUUUAUCUGAUUUCCGGCUGGUAAGGAACCAGCAGGGUAUUCGACUCGGAGCAGGACAGGCUUGA
Laetiporus sulphureus 93-53 is the source of this 1284-nucleotide messenger RNA. RefSeq lists its product as uncharacterized. The transcript is spliced from 3 exons. Bases 1 to 1284 code for a protein of 427 amino acids. The record is from RefSeq and is a predicted model, not a curated record. NCBI's taxonomy places the organism in Eukaryota, Fungi, Basidiomycota, Agaricomycetes, Polyporales, Laetiporaceae.